GCGACCCCGCCCGCCUGGCCGCCCGCUUCUUCCCCGCAGGCCGGGCCCGGCGUUGCCCUGGGGGCCUGGGCCGACCCCGCCCGCUCGGGCCGGGCCGCGGCGGCUCUCGGGCUCCAUGGAGACGGCGCGGGGCCCCGCCGCCUCCCUCCCGCGGGCCGGGCGGCUGGUCUUCGCCGGCUCCGCCGAGCGCGACGUGGCCUUUGCCAAAGCCUUCUGGGACUCGGUGACCCUGCGGCCCCCGCUGGAGUCCUGCCUGGGCCGCGGGGGGCCGCGGCCUCGAGAGACCCAGAGAAAUAUUGCUUUCCAGAUUCCACCAGGCAAUAACAAGAGUGAACAGAUAAUCCUGGAAGCUCAGAAAGCUGAAGAAAAAGAAAAAUAUUUUCAGAAGGCCAUGAGGAGGGAUGAAAUACUUGCUUUACUGUGGAAACAAAGAGAAGAGAGGAUUACAAAAGAACAGAUUUCUUGUCUGCAUAAACCAAAGACCAAAACACAUCAAGUAAGGGCAAAGAUAUCCGAUUCUGACACUGAGGAUCAAGAAACAGUAAAAGCCCUUGAAUAGUUUGAUUAAGUUGACUGACUUGGAGAUUAAAGUCUUUGUCUCUUCACUUCAGAAUGACAUCCUGCUAACAGGCCUAUUCUGCUUUGGAAUUUAAGCCACAUACAUUCCUGCCUUCAUUACAUUUCUAGUUCUUCCUGUUGAGACACGGGAUACUCUGCCAAAAGUUAUGGAUGCACUUGAUGGAGCAGCUCUUCAAUCUAGCCCACCUGGAAACCAUCUCAGGGUGGAGAAUUUGACCCGCAGCUGAAGAGUCAAUGGGCCCGGAAACAGAUGCACACCAACUUCCCAAUCAGGAAAUAACAGACAGUGAGGAAAAUGCAGACUCAGCAUUUAUCCCAUUAAA
This is a messenger RNA of Chelonia mydas (Green sea turtle), 902 nucleotides long. RefSeq names its product HOATZ cilia and flagella associated protein (gene HOATZ). Gene Ontology annotation, biological process: cilium assembly. The transcript has 7 exons. The coding region runs from base 116 to 559 and encodes 147 amino acids. The record is from RefSeq and is a predicted model, not a curated record. Lineage: Eukaryota; Metazoa; Chordata; Testudines; Cheloniidae.